AAUAGAAGAAAAGAAGCACCAAACUGGACCAAUGGGGCGUGGAAAAGUAGAGCUGAAGAAGAUUGAGAAUCCAACGAACCGCCAAGUUACCUUCUCCAAGAGGCGGAUGGGGCUGUUCAAGAAGGCAAACGAGCUAGCUAUUCUUUGUGACGCACAAAUCGGAGUCAUCAUAUUCUCUGGCAGUGGCAGGAUGUAUGAGUACUCCAGCCCCCCAUGGAGGAUAGCAAACAUCUUUGACAGAUACCUGAAAGCUCCUAGCACCCGUUUUGAGGAGAUGGACAUCCAGCAGAAAAUCAUCCAGGAGAUGACCAGGAUGAAGGAUGAGAGGAACAGGCUCAGGAUCAUCAUGGGACAGUACAUGGGGGAGGACCUGGCCUCAUUCUCUGUGCAAGACCUGAGCAACCUUGAGCAGCAGAUGGAGUUCUCGCUGUACAAAGUUCGCCUGAGAAAGCAAGAGCUACUCGACCAGCAGCUGCUCGAGAUGCGCCACAGGGAGAUGCGCAUGGCAGAAGAACAGAGCGGCGGCUUCCUGUGCCUGAUGAACCCGGCGGCGAGGGGGCAGAGCCAGGCGGCCGAGAUGGUGGCGGCGGCGAACCCGAGGCCGUUCCCGUGGUGGGACGCGGGGGCCGGUGGCAGCGGCGGCCAGAGCAGCCAGCGGUUGCACGGGCGGGACGCCGAGACGUCGGCGGCGGCGCCGCAGGUGCACGGGUACAGGCUCCAGCCGCUGCAGCCCAACCUGCAGGACGCCAACCUCCAUGGCUGGCUCUGAUUGCUGGGGCAGCUGGACCUGACCUGAACGUACUGCGUCGUGUGACCUGUUCUAGGAGUGCUUACAGUCUCCCACAGCUUCAGUUUAUUUACCCUACCCUGGUUCACUUGUCCCUGUGUCAUCGUUUACCAAAUUAUAGGGAUGAGGUUUAUGGCACCGAAUAAA
Molecule: messenger RNA, 934 nt
Organism: Setaria italica (foxtail millet)
Lineage: Eukaryota; Viridiplantae; Streptophyta; Magnoliopsida; Poales; Poaceae
Product: MADS-box transcription factor 31-like
Exons: 7
Coding region: 32-769 (245 amino acids)
Biological process (GO): positive regulation of transcription by RNA polymerase II
Cellular component (GO): nucleus
Molecular function (GO): DNA-binding transcription factor activity, RNA polymerase II-specific; protein dimerization activity; RNA polymerase II cis-regulatory region sequence-specific DNA binding
Source: RefSeq, a predicted model, not a curated record